This is a messenger RNA of Fusarium tjaetaba, 543 nucleotides long. RefSeq lists its product as uncharacterized. The record is from RefSeq and is a predicted model, not a curated record. The transcript has a single exon. NCBI's taxonomy places the organism in Eukaryota, Fungi, Ascomycota, Sordariomycetes, Hypocreales, Nectriaceae. Bases 1 to 543 code for a protein of 180 amino acids.
AUGAGUGCCGAAAUCGACCCUUCUAACCAGUCUUUGUGGUACGAGGGCCUCCAGAGCGACGUCUUCUGGGUCUUCACCAUCCUUAUUAUACUCCAUAGCAUCUGGUCAGAACGGCAACUCGUAUUACUCACCUGGAAAGACAAAGGACAAGAAGACACCCAAUCCAGCGCGACUCCGCCGAAGCCACCCUUGGGCAUCAACUUCAAAGAUCAGAUUACCUCGCGUCUUCGCCAAUAUCUCGUCUUAUUAUUUUGCGCCUUGCCAAUCCCUGGCCAACUGGCCCACGGCUUGGAUGUCCUCAAAAUUAUAUGGCGGCUAUCUGUGUCACUGGUCCAGUGGUACUAUCCGGUUGAUACCAGGCCAUUUCUGUUGGGCAUUAUCAUGUUCUCUCCUAUCGCUAUCCCUCUGCUCGUGGCCUGGCUCGUGGUAGUGGGCACGGGGUGCGCGAUUGUCUUGAUACAGAUUCGACUUUUUGUCGAAGUAUGGAAACUAAAACCUAAUGCGCGACCUGAUCUUUCUCUAGCUUGUAAAGAGGAAGUUUAA